Chondrus crispus (carragheen) is the source of this 360-nucleotide messenger RNA. RefSeq lists its product as hypothetical. Gene Ontology annotation, molecular function: DNA binding; structural constituent of chromatin. The coding region runs from base 1 to 360 and encodes 119 amino acids. Gene Ontology annotation, cellular component: nucleosome. The record is from RefSeq and is a predicted model, not a curated record. The transcript has a single exon. NCBI's taxonomy places the organism in Eukaryota, Rhodophyta, Florideophyceae, Gigartinales, Gigartinaceae.
AUGGCGAUGACCAAGCAGACAGCGGCGAAGAGCACGGCAGGUAAGCGUCCGCGGAAGCAGCUCGCUCUGAAAGCUGCACGCGUCUCCAGCCGCAGCCACUUAAUAUUCGAGCUCUCAUCUCGAACAGAUGUAACCAAGGUUUCCAAGAGGGGCUCCAUAUUCCACAUUUGGGUGGCCAGCGGACAUUGCCGUUACGCCGUAACGGAGCAAGAGUUCAAAAACGUUCUAGCGGAUCAUAUUACCGCCCUGCUCUACGGCAAGCAAGAUGAAGAGGUUUCUCUCGAAGAGAUAUGGCGUCUUGGUCUCACAGAGUCGUUGUUGGAGACAAACCAGUACUGUCUUAUAGGCGACGACGAGUAG